Messenger RNA from Magallana angulata, 2426 nucleotides. RefSeq names its product surfeit locus protein 4-like. The record is from RefSeq and is a predicted model, not a curated record. Gene Ontology annotation, cellular component: membrane; endoplasmic reticulum-Golgi intermediate compartment; endoplasmic reticulum. The coding region runs from base 174 to 986 and encodes 270 amino acids. NCBI's taxonomy places the organism in Eukaryota, Metazoa, Mollusca, Bivalvia, Ostreida, Ostreidae. The transcript is spliced from 4 exons. Gene Ontology annotation, biological process: Golgi organization.
UAAUUGGUAUAACAGUCAUAUGAUUUGACAAAUUUCAAUGUAUAUAAAAUCUGUACACGUCACAGGAUUUUUCAACUUUUGGUUCACACUUUACAUUUUUACAUUUCCGGUUUCUCAUGGGGGUACGUGGCCUGUGAGAGCAGAACACACAUUACCAAGAUUAAAUACCGACAAUGGCACAAAGAAAUGAACUUAUCGAUAAAGCGGAGGAUAUAGCAGACCAGGUUCUUCGAAAAAGCAAGCAUGUUCUGCCACAUGUAGCUAGAUUCUGUCUGAUCAGCACCUUUUUGGAAGAUGGACUCCGAAUGUGGAAUCAGUGGGGGGAGCAGCGAGACUAUAUGAACCACACCUGGGGGUGUGGCUAUUUCCUUGCCACCCUGUUUGUAAUUGUCAAUCUGAUUGGUCAGUUAGGAGGCUGUGUGAUGGUUCUUAGCAGAUUUAAAGUUACCAUUGCAUGUGGAGUCUUGGUUGGAAUCAUAGUUUUACAAACAGUUGCAUACAGCAUUUUAUGGGAUGUGAAGUUUCUCUUAAGAAAUUUGGCAUUAGCUGGUGGCGUAUUGCUGCUUUUGGCAGAGGAUAGAGCAGAAGGAAAGAGUUUAUUUGCCGGACUUCCCUCCCUUGGAGAGAACAACCCCAAACAGUACAUGCAGUUGAGCGGCCGAAUUCUUCUGGUUUUGAUGUUUCUCACCCUGCUUAGAUUUGAAAUGGACUUUUUCCAGAUGGUCCAGAAUUUGGUGGGCACAGCACUUAUUAUUCUUAUCGCCAUUGGAUACAAAACAAAGUUAUCAGCAUUAGUACUUGUCGUUUGGUUAUCCCUUCUCAAUGUGUACUUCAACGCCUUCUGGAGUAUCCCAGCAUACAAGCCGAUGAGAGAUUUCCUGAAGUAUGACUUUUUCCAGACCCUCUCUGUCAUUGGCGGGUUGUUGCUUGUUGUAGCUUAUGGACCCGGUGGUGUUAGUAUGGAUGAACACAAAAAGAAAUGGUAGUCUAAAUUUGUUAAAUUUUAGGUAUAUAUAUUUUGAACUUGGAGUAGAAAAUUGGCUCUAAGGCAAAUAUUUUCCGUAUGCAUGUAAGAUUUCUUUUGUUCAGAAGGAAGAAGAAAGCUACCCAUGUACACAUGUAUUACAACUGCAUUGUAUGUUUCAUUGUUUGUAAUGUGUUAUUUAUGUGGUUUGGUUUUGUUGAAUGAUACUUGAUAUUGCAGGUUGGGUAUUGGUUAAAUGAAUUCACUAUUAAAAAAUUUCAAUUAAUUAUUAGAUAUGUUUCUUCAAGUUUUAAUGUGUCAAAAAUGAACUGAGGGGUAUUUCUAUCCAUAUGUAUAUAUAUAUAUAUAGAAAACAUAUACAGUGUAUAUGUUUUUUGUUAGAGCAUGUAUAUUUUAUCAAAUUAUUUCUUGGUUAUCUAUAGACUUUAAUUGUUGAUAUCUUAUGAUUUUACAAUUUAAAAAUAUAUAUUUCUCAAUUUCCCAAUUGCUAGAGUUUUCGUAUACCAUGAAAUAUAUGUUUAAUUAUUGAAUAGUAGAGACUAUACUAGUCAUUAAAACUUGGGGAAAAACUAAGCUACAGUAUAAUAAAGAAUUGCCAGUACAUGUAUCUAACUUGUAUAUAAAGGUUGUUAUUGAUUUUUCGUAUGUUUAUCAGAUAUAUAAAUUAAUUAGUAAAAUGUUUAACAGAAUUUAUUGCCAAAGAUGAGCAGGGAUACAAGUAGUAGUUAAUGGUGCUUAUAGAUGUUAAAAUGCACUGAAAGUUUAAGAAUCAUUUUUUGUUUUUCACAUUUUUAACAGUGAAAUGAGAAUGAAAUGCACCAACAUGCACAGUCAUGAACAUUUGUGCAAUUUCUGAUUUUCUGCUGAGCAGUAGCAAGACUGUGUGUAACAUUAUACUAUAACUCGUGUAAAUAUAGAAUUUAAUUGUAAUGCACACAUACAAUAUAUGUAUUUGUGUAAAUGAACACAUGACAGCUUUCUAGAAUUUUAGAGAUUUAAAGCCGGGAAUAAUCUGAAUACCGAGGUGCUUCGCGGUGGUUAUAGAUUCAAAUCUUCAAAAAAUGCUGUAACUAGUACAAGCAGUAAAACAUGACUAAACAUUCAAAUGUGAAAUCAGAAGUGAUGACAAAAUUGAUUCCACACAGAAAGAGGCUCAAAAACAAAUCUACUAUAUUGAUAUUUAUUUUUCCGCUGUCCAGAAUUUUAGUCUUGCAUGAGGACAGUUUAUGUGCAUGUGUAGCAUACUACAUGUACUAUGCUACAUGUAUAUUGAAUGUGCUAAUUAUUGUAUCUUCCAUUAGUGUUGACCCUCUUUUGUUAAGCUUUAUCAUUUAGUAAAUGCCCGUGAAUAUGGUAGAGAAGUAUGCUAGUGUAAAUGUUGUCUUGUUUUACAUUGUCAUAAACUGCCACAGAAAACAUCAAUAAAAACAAGUCCGUUUUA